GAGAUCCUUUAAACGGAAUAGGAAGUAGGCUUUACCCUUUCAGUGAGCGGAGCCAAGUGGGAGGACGAUGUGGCUGUACGUUGGGCUGUUGUUGGUUGUGUAUUUCAUCUUCCAUAAAGUUUUCCGCCGCUCCUCCCCGAGUGUAAACCCUUUCUCCGGAGACACGAGGAGACCACCGCAGCCUCUGGUCACUGAUCCAGAAGCGAGGAAGCGACUUCUCCACAAAGGCUUUACUGCAGAUAAAGUGCCAGAAAACCUUGAUGCCAUUGUGAUUGGCAGUGGAAUUGGAGGGCUCUCAGUAGCAGCAAUAUUGGCCAAAGCUGGCAAGCGUGUCCUGGUGCUGGAACAGCAUGACCAGGCUGGAGGAUGUUGUCACACCUUUAUUAAGAAAGGUUUUGAGUUUGACGUUGGAAUUCAUUACAUAGGGGAACUGUAUGAACGAUCCUUCCUGCGGACAUUAGUAGACCAGAUUACAGAUGGUCAGCUGCAAUGGACGAAAAUGGAUGACGUUUUCGACAAUGUAAUCCUGGGAGACCAGCAGACCCAGCGAAUAUAUCAAGUCUGUGGUGGGAAUCAAAAUUAUCGAAAUUGUUUGAAGACCCAGUUUCCUCAGGAAACAGAAGCUAUUGAUAAAUUCCUGAAACUUGUAAAGAUGAUUUCAAAAAAGAUAUCGUUGUUGGUAAUCAUUAAAAUGGUCCCUCUUCUACUGGCAAGGUUCCUAAUAAGGAGUGGCAUCAUCCACUGGAUCUCAUCAAUUUUCAAGCUGGCAUCCACCCCACUUUCAGACGUGGUUAAUGAGCUGACAGAAAAUAAAGAUCUUCGAGCAGUCAUGUGCUAUAUCUGUGGGGAUUACGGCGUCAUGCCUAAAGAGGCCAGCUUUGUGAUGCAUGCCACAAUUAUCCAGCACUACCAGAAUGGUGCCUGGUACCCAAAAGGUGGCGCCAGUGAGAUUGCCUUUCACAUAAUUCCAGUUAUUAAGAAAAGUGGGGGAGAUGUUCUUAUGCGGGCACCUGUCCAAUGUAUAUUAAUAAAUAAAGAUGGUCAGGCAUGUGGUGUGACAGUGAAGAAGGGAAAAGAAGAAAUAAACCUGUUUGCUCCUGUUGUGAUUUCUGAUGCUGGAAUAUUUAAUACCUACGAACGAUUGUUACCUCAUGAACUGCGAAGUAAACCAGCAAUCCAGGCUCAGCUGAGUAUGAUACGGCAUGGAAUAGGAGGAUUCAGUGUCUUUAUCGGGCUGGAUGGUUCAAAGGAGGAGUUGGGGUUGAAAGCAGGAAAUUACUGGUUUUAUCGAGAGAACAAUUUUGACGAGCUUUUCAGUAAAUACUCCGCACUCAGCAAAGAAGAUGUCGCUGAAGGGUGUCCCUUCAUGUUUGUCUCCUUCCCGUCUGCUAAGGAUCCAGCUUGGGAUGAGCGUUUUGCAGGGAAGUCUAAUAUGGUAAUUGUGACGUUGGCACAAUAUGAGUGGUUUGAAGAAUGGAAGGAUGAACGUGUGAAAAAGAGAGGAGAAGAAUAUGAAAAUUUUAAAAUGGAUAUUGCCAGAAGAUUAUUGGACCGAGUUACCGAGUAUUUCCCACAACUUAAAGACAGGAUCGAGUAUAUUAGGGUUGGGUCUCCACUUUCACAUGAGUUCUACAUAGCUUCUUCUCGUGGAGAAAUUUACGGUGCCAAUCAUGAUGUAUCGCGUUUUGCACCAGAAGCUAUUGCCUCCUUAAGAGCAAAAACGCCAGUCAAGAGCCUUUACCUGACAGGUCAGGAUAUAUUUUCCUGUGGUUUUACAGGAGCCAUCCACGGAGGCGUCAUUUGUGCAUCAAGAGUUCUUCAUCGCAAUUUGUACAAUGAUAUCAAGAACCUUAAGAAGAAAAUGAAAAAAGCAAAUGAAAAGAAGGAAUCAUAACAAAGAUGUUGAAAUUCUA
Messenger RNA from Chiloscyllium plagiosum (whitespotted bambooshark), 1913 nucleotides. RefSeq names its product all-trans-retinol 13,14-reductase-like. The record is from RefSeq and is a predicted model, not a curated record. Lineage: Eukaryota; Metazoa; Chordata; Chondrichthyes; Orectolobiformes; Hemiscylliidae. Gene Ontology annotation, molecular function: oxidoreductase activity.